AUGGCCUGCGGGGCCCUCCUGCCCCGGGCACAGUCGGGCCAGGAAUUCCUCCGAGCGUCGCACUUCACCCUGGGCCCCGAAGUGCGUUUGCACGCGGACAGCAGACAGGCCACGUCGCACCGCCACUUCCCGCCGCACGCCGCGCACCCCGAGCCUCUCCUGCGCCCCGCGCCGCCGCGCCCGCCCUUCCUGCCCGCGUCCCCUGGGGCCUGGGCGCGCGCGCCGCCCGUGUCCGAGUCGCACUGCGCGUUCCCGUCGCCGCCGCUGCAGCCGCAGGUGGCCCGGCGCGCGCUCGUGCAGGCGCGCACCCGCGCUAUGCAAAGCAGCCGCGUGAGCGCGCCGGGGGAGACGGACGCGCGCACCGGCCGGACCGGCACCUCCGUGGCGCAUGCGUGCUACCGCUGGCUGCCGGGCUCGCCGCAUGCCCGCGAGCUGAUCCUGGGCGCGCGCGUCAUCUUCGACCGGGACUCGGUGCUCAAGGGCGACCUGUCCAAGCCCUGGCGCCUGCCGUGCACCACGAACCAGGAGUUCUUCCAACCCCAUCACUCGUGCCCACAGAGCCGCAGGGCCGGCAGGCACCUCCAUGACUCGAACCUCCUGCAAUGGGACUCCAGAAAACAGGAGAAUGAGACAUCCUACAAGAGACAGUUCUUGGCCCUGGCUAACCCACCAGCCUUGACAUGUCCAAAGGCCACCUCCAGCAUUGAAAUAAGAGAUACCAAGGCAAACCCAAAACCCAUGACCUCUGAGAUAAAAGACUUCUUCAAACUUCAGGAUUUGCCACCCGACAGAUAUAAUAAGGACCAGGCAUCUACUCACAUCUAUUCUGUGCAUAUUCAUCCCGGGGAUUGCCUCUUCCGUGACAAAACCACGAGGGCUCAUUACUUUUAUGCCCAUGAGCCAGAGCCCUUUUUUCUCCACCAUGACAAUACUCCGCAGUCCCACAUCAUGGAAGGGGACAGGCGUUCAGGCAGCUUCAGCACCUCCACGAGCCUUUGCCAUGGCCAACCCAUCACCACGGCUCCCAUGCCAGGGACCCGCCAUCAGCCUCAUGAGGCACUGCGGGGUCAUGUUAUCCUGGGGGAUCCGAUGCUGCUCAAGGAGUUCUUCCACACCUCCAUGAGCACCGACUAUCGCAGCCCUGAGAUGCCAAGGCUGCCCAUCAUGCCCACCCUUCACCUGCUGCAUAGCAGCCUACCCAUGGGCACGGGUGAACAAGACUUUUUAACCUUGAAGCAGAAGAUGAUGAAGCCACAUAGAUUAUGUCCAGCCUCCCUGACUGACCAGCAGCUACAGAGGUGCAAGUACAACCAUAUUGAGCCGCCACUGGGGAGACAGCGCUUCCUGUCCACCAUUUACAAGGACGAGUACACCUGCAAAUACAGUGGUCCAGUAGUGCUGACUCAAGGAUCAAGACAGGAGAGCCACCUACCCCUGGGUACCAUGUACCAAUCAUGUUGUAUGGCCAAGAAAUCAGACCUUCAGGCCUGCCAGACUCCAACCUAUCCUUGUCCCAGCUCGCAAUAA
This is a messenger RNA of Suncus etruscus (white-toothed pygmy shrew), 1527 nucleotides long. It is a transcript of the gene SAXO5, whose product is annotated as testis expressed 45. The coding region runs from base 1 to 1527 and encodes 508 amino acids. The transcript is spliced from 8 exons. The record is from RefSeq and is a predicted model, not a curated record. NCBI's taxonomy places the organism in Eukaryota, Metazoa, Chordata, Mammalia, Eulipotyphla, Soricidae.